AUUAUGAGGAAAAUGAUGAAAGCCAAAAGGAAAGCACACCGGCAGCUGAGGAUAGAGUUAAUAUAUGAACAGAAAGAACUAGUAAGUGAACAGAAGCCACUGAAAGCAAAAGACACAACUCAAGAUGAAACGCCUAUAAAACUGAAAAAGAAAGGCAAGAAAACUAAGACGAAGGAUGUCAGAAAUAAACCUAAAGAAGUAGUCCUUGAAGCUGACAGCACCUGUGAAAACCAAAAUGUCAUUGGUAUUGCCAAUAAAUCACUUGAUAAUGAGACACUGAAUGAGAGGCCAGAAAACCAUCAGAGUGAAGAGCUACAUAAAACAUAUAACACACAAGAAAGAAAUGUACAAGACAGAGGCAUCCAUGUCAACCACUCCCUUUCUAAAGCACACCAAAAAGUUAUACCUGUAACAUGGACAAAAGGUGCUAACAGUAAAACUUUAGGAAAAUCUAUAGCCAAUAGAAAAACACUUCACGGUGAAUGGCAAACUGGUUCAUUUGUCUUUGAAGAGAAUGACAUAAUGACUCAGUAUGAAGGGUACUGGGUAUUGCGAGAAGCUGUCGAGAUGCUUAAUGCUGCAAGUGAAGAGAAGUUAAGAAAUAUAUAUAAUGCAAGAGUAGAAAACUGUGAUGCAAGAGAGUUGACAGGGGAAGAACAAAUCAUCUUCCAGCGAGCCAUGAAGAAGGAGAAGCGGUUUUAUAAUAGGAAAUUAAUGAUUUUUUUGAGUAGAGGGACAGGACAAAGAAUGAUCAAUAAGCAUAGUGCACAUGAACAAAAAGGCAGCUUAAAUUCUGUUGAAAAUCAGAGCAAAUCUGCUGAGAGUGUAGUCAAAUUUGACGGUUUCUGGGUCAAAAAGGAAUCUGCAGAUAGGCUUAAUAAGCUAAAGGAGCGGCUCACAGCAGAAGGGGUUUCAGCAGAAGAGCUAUACACUAUCAUGCAAAAGGAGCGCCGCAAAGAGGAACGGUUAUUAAAAAAUGAAAGGAAACUAGUAUGCUUGAAGUGCCGUAAGCCAGGUCACAUGGUCUCUUCAUGUCCUGAAGCAACAGGGGGGACCAAUGAUGCACAGAUAACUAUUUGUUAUACA
Molecule: messenger RNA, 1086 nt
Organism: Cherax quadricarinatus
Lineage: Eukaryota; Metazoa; Arthropoda; Malacostraca; Decapoda; Parastacidae
Source: RefSeq, a predicted model, not a curated record